UUUCUUUUCUACUAGGACGAGUUUCCAAGCAAUGGCACCGUGUUCCGACAGCGCUGAGGCCUGAGCGGCUAAACUCGACGUGAUUUAUGGCUACUGCCAGCACUGACACAAGCGGCCAUGGCCUAGAAUGACUUGAGCAAACUAGUUCAGAGUUUGAACCUAGUUCAAGUCAGGUCAACUUGAACACUCCACAUAGCUGCCGACAGCAUUCAGUAUUCCACUGCUGCCCUGCUGCAUCACUCCACAGCAUCAUCGCCAGUACAGCAGAUCCAGCAAGGAGCUGUGGAAGAGAUCCAAAGUUCGCUCUACAACAUCGCACCCAAGGAGCAACAUAGCGACCUACUCCGAAGACCGCACCAGAUUCCAGUCAGUUACCGUAUGAAGGUGGACCACGGCGUUGCUCUGAAGCAGAAACUAGUUCGUAAAUUUCCAGUUACAAUGAGACAUUUUGUUUAGAUUUUGUUAGCACACGGUCACCGAUUAGAUCGCCAGUAGAUUACUUCACAGCACCAACAAUGGAUCAUGGAGGGAAGAGGAAGCCGAGGUCGAGGCCCCCGCCACCAGCGAGAAAGCAGAGUCUGCCGUCACUCGAAUCUGUCCUCGAUGAGGACGAUGCAUUCGACGAGGAACUUUCACCAAGCUCUGUGCCAUCCGAAGGUGGCCUGCGCCGGACGACUAGUGAGCGCCCCCAGCAGCUCAGUGCCAAUGCGGAGCGCAAAGCACCACCUGUGCACGUCCAGAGAGGGUGGCCGAUGGUCUUGCCCGAAGCAGGGGAGGCGCGUGGAAGUGACCUGCCCUCCCUGUCUAAACCCCAUGCACCUCGAGCACCUAGUGCACCAUCAACACCAUCUUCGACGUCCAGUGUCUCCUCACCUGCAACUGGCGAGGAAGCGGCUAUUCCCAGUGUCACUGUUGCUCCGGCUCCUGUUGGAAACUCACCAGAGCGACUUCAGCCAUCAUCGAAAACUCCACAUAGGAUUGAAGAGGCGGCUGACAGUGCGAGAGAAGGUGACCAGCAGCAAUCGCAACAGCAGCAGCCUGCGCCAAUCAAACGCAGCAGAAGCAGGGACAGUUCACCUAAUCGCUCUGGAACGGACGGCGGUGCUAUCUCCCCGCCUCACAGAGCGCCACAGACAUCGUCUGCUCGACCCAGCAGGCCAAUGUUUCAGAUCCCAGGACCACCUAAGUCGCCCGCUCCUGGCAAACUGCCGAGGGUGCCAUCGGGCAGACAAGUCAUGACAUCCAGACUAUCACCAGCCCAGACGCCUGGUGAGGACAAUGCGCAGGCACUAAGAGAGGCUUUGGAGAAGCUGGCCACUGCAGAAAGCCAGCUUGAGGCAGAAAAGACCAAAAGUGGCGCUGCUAUUCACAGCUUGCAAGAGGAAGUUGAGCAACUCAGAACUGAAAAGGUGGUCGAGAAUGGGACAGACUAUGGUCAAGAGGUGGUCGAUUUGCAAGCCAAGGUGUCCGAGCUGCAGGCGGCCUCAAGACGAUGCCAGGCUCUGGAGAAGAAACUGGCAGCAGCCGAGGAGCUAGCCAAGCUGGCUGAUGAAGAUGCACAGAGUGCACGCGAGGACAUCACUGCAGUUCGUCAGCAGCUCAAGGAGGCACACCAGAAGCUCAAGUCAUCGUCCAUGAGCUCUCGGGUUUCUAAACCUGACGGCGAUGAAAGGUGUAAAGCAUUGGAGGCGGAAAUUAGCAAUUUGAAAGAGCAAGUUGAAAGCUUAGAUGGCGAGAGGUCACUAGUACUGGCUGACUAUGACAGUAUUUCUGCUGAGGUUGAUGAUCUUCGAGCAAAGAAAACUGAACAGGGGGCUGAGAAUGCGGAACUGAAAGUGCUGAUGAAAGGCCAAGAGGAUGAACUCAAUGCUGAGAAAGCUGUUGCCAAAAGUGCAAAACAGCAGGUUAGGGAUUUGGAGUCUCAACUCAAGCAAGCACUGUUGCGACAGCAGGAAGCCGAGGAAAAGGUCAAUUCACUGACACAAGAAAAUGCCGCCCUGAGCACUCAAGGUUCUUCAACACAAACACUUCAGCAACAGAUUGCAGCAAAGGAUGCCGACAUCCAGAAAUUGCAGACAGCAAAUGCCAGUUCAGCGGAUAAGCUUGCGACCAUGCGCGGUGACCUUGACAAGAUCAAGAAGGACCUGGAAGAGGAGAGAAGCACGGCUCAAUCACUUAGAGAAGAGCUAGCAGCCAAGGAAGAAGAAGUGAUGACAAUGACUGAAGAGGUAGCUGAGCUAAAUCAGACAAUGCUUGCCGAGGCUGGUCACAGCAAGAACCUGGAGGCACAAGCACUAUCCCUGGAAAAGGAAAAAGUCAACCUAGCAGAGCAAUUGAAACAACUGAAGCCGUCUGGGAAAUCCGCUCCUUCAAGUAGUAGUGCUGCUGUGGCAUCCACACCAACUGCAAGUGAGUCCGAGAAGUCACCAGGAUCGGCUGACUCGACUGCACCGGGUGAUGGAAAAGUACAGGCAGAGGAGCAAGUGCUUCCGGUGACGCCGCCUCUGGCCCGUGCAACCACGGGCAACCUUUCCGUCGGCGAAGUGACUAAGAACGAAGAGGUGGACAAGACCGAUAUCACGGCACAUCCCACACAGCCCAAAGCCGAGCCAUUGAGCAACAAGAUAUCUCCGGCCAGCAUCCGUUCAAACACCAGCAGCGGCAGCGGCACGCCGCCAUCUGUCACCCCAUACUCUGUGCACAAGAAGAGAUUCUCGAUGUCCCGCGAGACCACACCCGAAACCAGUCCUGAAACGCCGCGGAAAGACGACGCACCCGCAUCGGACAGCGUCGGAGAUGCUGAUGCAUCCGUGCAGGAAAAGCCGUUCACUUCCAAGCAGCCACAUUCGUUCAUGAGGUCCAAUGCACCGUCUGGUGUGGCUGCGCUUGCGGCCGUGAUGAGUGGCGUUGGCUCCAAGGUGGGUCCUGCAAAGAGCGGCAACACGUCCGUCGCCAAGGCCGUUGAAGGCGACAAUUCAAGUGCAGUACAGUCUCCAGCUGGUGGCAACACUCCCAGGAUAGGGACGACACCGAAUAGUUCUCCUUUGCAGCCAAGGCGCCCCGCUCCCACCGCAAGGCCAAGGGCCCGUGGACAAGCACCCAUGCCACCACUGGCAAAACGAGAAGCAGCGACAGCAGCAGCACCGCCAGCGGAGAAUACGGGUGCAGAUGUGUCAGCCGAUGUGUCACCGACAGAGCCAGCAUCUGCUGUUCCUGCAAACUUGAAGACGACACCUAAAUCAUCGCCGAAGCCAUCACCGAAAAUAGCCCGAAAGCCACCGCCAGGAAGAUCAGUUCCACCGCCUCCAAAGAAGGUCCUUCCACCUGCACCUCAACGCAAAGAAUCCUUUGAUGAAGAAUCAGCUCAGGUGGAAGAUGCUGUGGGAAACGAUGAAGAAGAGAUAACCCGGGAGAGCCAGCCAUCUAAAUCUCCAUUAGGGGAUAUUUCCGGGGAGUUUGACGCCAUAUCUCCGGCAACGAUGAAGAAGCUGGGAAUUUCUGCUGGAAGGGAACGAGUUCGACUUGGUGCGCAAGGCGGUCUAGCUGGAAGGCGCAAACCAACACGAACACAUCUGCGUGGUGCUGCCGACUCGGGCGACGAACUGUCGCAAAGUGACGCUGAGCCUAUGGCGGAUGACAGUGGGACGCAGUCAGCGAGUGAAUCUCCGCUUGUCUCCAGAGCUGCUAUGUCAGCUGCAGCUUCCUCAGCACUGGCAGCAGCCGCUGCGGCAGCAGUCAGUGGCCGGCCCUCGGCAGCAGCAGCAGCAGCAGCAACAACAGAGCCGGCCGAAGGCUCUGCCGAUACUGAGGAAGAAGUCUCAGUUCCUGGUGUACGCAUGGAUCGAGCAGCAACUGUGUCCUUGGGACAGCCAGUGUCUUCCUCUGCAUUGCCCGAUCGUCGUCGAGGACCGCCAGGCGACGUUGACACUAUUGAGGAGGGCGAAGAGGAUGGCGACGGACUUCGUAGGCUAAGGGCAAAGACACUAGCCGGUGGAAUUGACUUGCCAUUGGGUGGAUUCCUUCCGGCCACAGGUGCUGGCCCUAUGAAGCCGUCGGAUCUGAAGAAAAACAACAACCCUGUCGCCAAGCCGGCUCGAAAACCUCCGGCACCUACGCCUCCAGGCCGAAUGCCGCCACCCAUACCAGAAGCUGGUGGUAAUGGCGAUAGUACUAGUCGACCCGACUCCAACUCUUCCAGUGUAGUGGCUGUGGAAGUGAAUGGUGUGGCCGUCGAUGAGAAUGACGAUCAGGAUCCGGACGUGAUCACGGAGACCAUGAAUCAGACCGAUUCCAGAUAUGCAAGUGACAUGGAGGAUGAGGACAGUAGUGACGAUGCGCCGACAUCGGCUGGCGAGCAUGGUGACAAUCUCACCGUUACCAGCCCAUCGGCUAGCUCGGCCGUAUCACCGCAGCAUACCACCGACAGCGACGGCGUUGGUGCCGGCGCUAGCUUCUCCUCGUUCAGUCGAGAGAACCGUCGCUCCGGCCUGCGCACGGCCAUGGACUGGUCCGUGGACGAAGUCUCCAAUUGGCUGCACUUGAUGAACCUGCCAGAGGUGGGACCCAUCUUCACGAAGUUUGAUGUCGAUGGACAAAAGCUGCUAUCGUUGGACGGAGCAAAAAUGAAGAUUAUGGGUGUGACGAAUGCAGUGCAGGUGGCCACCCUGAAGAAGGAAAUAAAGACUAUGAAGAGUCAAGUUGAGAAGAUGAUGAAAGACGAGAAGAAGCGUCUCGAGCGUGAAGCAAAGUUAGAGAAGAAGAGAAGGGAGGAUGAGGCGAAGCUAGCUAAGCGUAACUCUAAGAGGAGGAGAUAGCUUUGGCCACAAUUAUUGAGAGAAUGAGAUAGGACAUAAUUUAUUUUGGCUUUGUGGGUUUUUUUGCAUUUGAAUCAGAUGUGUUGAAGUGAAUGCUAGGACGCAGUGCAGCUACUGCACUGAUAUUCUUUCCCUUUGCCACUUUCUUAUACUGAGCAAGUGCAUGUGCUGUCCUCAUGCAGGUGUUUGCGGUAUCAUUGAAUGUUUGUUGUUACAUGCAUACUAUAGUAAUAACUAUUCACGGUUCUAAUAUUCAGCACUUUCUUGUAAGUUUUUUUAAACCCUCAGUUCAGAGGGGUUUCAUUUCCCGCCUUGAUUAUACCAACAACUGCGUCGUAAUUUUGUUAAUAUUUUAAUUCUCAAUGAUGCUUAUGGCAAGAUUCAAAUCUACAUUGUAUAGUAUCA
This is a messenger RNA of Sycon ciliatum, 5219 nucleotides long. RefSeq names its product nucleolar protein dao-5-like. The transcript is spliced from 22 exons. Lineage: Eukaryota; Metazoa; Porifera; Calcarea; Leucosolenida; Sycettidae. Gene Ontology annotation, cellular component: actin cytoskeleton; cytoplasm; postsynaptic density. Gene Ontology annotation, molecular function: actin filament binding. Gene Ontology annotation, biological process: neuron projection development; calcium-mediated signaling; actin filament organization. The coding region runs from base 516 to 4814 and encodes 1432 amino acids. The record is from RefSeq and is a predicted model, not a curated record.